This is a messenger RNA of Chlamydomonas reinhardtii, 936 nucleotides long. RefSeq names its product ribosomal protein S3. The record is from RefSeq and is a predicted model, not a curated record. The coding region runs from base 186 to 749 and encodes 187 amino acids. Gene Ontology annotation, cellular component: nucleus; cytosolic small ribosomal subunit. Lineage: Eukaryota; Viridiplantae; Chlorophyta; Chlorophyceae; Chlamydomonadales; Chlamydomonadaceae. The transcript is spliced from 5 exons. Gene Ontology annotation, molecular function: structural constituent of ribosome; RNA binding. Gene Ontology annotation, biological process: translation.
AACUGGGCCCCACCGCGCUCUUUCUCUCUCUCGGGAACAAAGGACCCGUCGCAACAAUGGCCGUCCAGAUCAGCAAGAAGCGGAAGUUCGUCCAGGACGGCGUGUUCUACGCCGAGCUGAACGAGCUCCUGACCCGCGAGCUGGCCGAGGAUGGCUACUCCGGUGUGGAGGUCCGCGUGACCCCCAUGCGCACUGAGAUUAUCAUCCGCGCUACUCGCACUCAGAACGUGCUGGGCGAGAAGGGCCGCCGCAUUCGCGAGCUGACCUCGGUUGUGCAGAAGCGCUUCAACUUCCCCCCGGACAGCGUUGAGCUGUACGCUGAGAAGGUCAGCGACCGUGGUCUGUGCGCCAUCGCCCAGGCCGAGUCGCUGCGCUACAAGCUGCUGGGUGGCCUGGCCGUGCGCCGUGCCUGCUACGGUGUGCUGCGCUUCGUGAUGGAGAGCGGCGCCAAGGGCUGCGAGGUCAUUGUGUCCGGCAAGCUCCGCGCUGCCCGUGCCAAGUCCAUGAAGUUCAAGGAUGGCUACAUGGUGUCUUCGGGUAACCCCGCCAAGGUGUACAUCGAUGGUGCCGUGCGCCACGUGCUGCUGCGCCAGGGUGUCCUGGGUAUCAAGGUCAAGAUCAUGAAGGAGUGGGACCCUACCGGCAAGCGUGGCCCUCGCACUCCUCUGCCCGAUGUGGUCAAGGUGCUGGAGCCCAAGGAGGAGGAGGUGUACCAGGAGAAGCCUUACAUCGGCAAGGAGGAGCUGUAAACGGAGUUCGCACGCACGAUGAUGAGCAAAAGCUGUUAGCUAGUAGCGCGGCUUCUGCGAGGAAGCCGUGGCUGGAGUUGGCAGCGCUGUUGUCGCGUCGGCUUGGGUCUGCACCUGCCGCUCGAGUUGACUCCGGAUCCGGUGCAACCCGCUUUGUUACCACUUGUAACAUCGCCCCUUGCGCCCU